AUGAUUAACGAAAGUUCACGGUCUGGCAAAGUGGCCAGUUUCAAUAUCUUCAAACGCAUACAUCUCCGCCGUACCUCUAGAGACAGCAAGAGCACAAGCACAUGCACCAAUCCCUCAACCACCAACCCAAGUCCUUUCGAUUCCCACACAGAUCUCAGCUCAGCAGACUCCUCCUACUCACUCACUACCGCUACCCUCAUAACCGCGAUACAAUCCUCGCUCCUCGGAACUCCAGCCGAGGACCGCGUAUCACACAUCGAAGCCCUCCAGAAGCUUCUACACACCCUCACACUCCCUCUCCCUCUCCCUGAAGACGGCUCCGAAUCCAAAGACAAAGCUAAAACCAAGUCCAAGUUCAAGUUCAAGUCCAAGUCCAAAAUCAAACCCAACACCGAUACCGAUCCCCUAACAAGCGACCACCUUUCGUCCCCAUCCUUCUACCAAAAAGCCUACAACUACCUCACCAGCGGUCACAAAACCGACAACCUAUCCAUAGCACACAUCCGCGAAAGCACAUGUGUAUACUGCUUCAUAGCCAGCAACAGGCCCGUCCACAAGCCGAACCCAAAAUCAAAAUCCAACAGGAAAGCUCCUUCUCAAUCUCAUCCAGAUCCCAGAGAACAAGAACAGACAAAAGUGCUCUUCAUGAGCAACAUCGAAUCUGAUGUUGUGGAUGUUGAAGGCUGGAGGAGAGGAGAUGAUUGCUGGUGUGGUGGUGUUGAGAGGAGGGAGAAAGAGCGGCUUGAGAGAAUUGAGAGGGAGAAGAUUGAGCGGGCCGAGAGCACUGAGCGGGCUGAGAGAGAAAGGGCGGAGAGACUUGAGAUGAGGAGAAUGCAAGCGCUUCAACAGGAGGGGAUGCGGGAUAGAGAGUCAAAGGAAGAUGGUAGUAGAAGGAGGAUGACGGAGAGGGAGAUGGAGAUGGAGAAGGAGAAGGAAAGGGAGAGGCAGGAAAGAGAAAAGGAGAGACAAGUUAUUCGUGACUGGACUACGAACGGAUCUGGGAAGCUGUAUAGAACCUCAGGAACGAACAGCCAGGUGAACGAACCACACAACGAAGGCGCAAAUGGAAAUCAAGACCUACCACACCACACAUCCCCAUCACCAACACCAACAACCUCAUCAUCAUCAACCACAUCCCAAACACCAGACUCAGCAUCCGAUAACCCCACCACCCACCCAACACCCUUCCCCGUCCCCCGCCGCUACGCCCUCAAACCCUACGAAUACGAACAGAAGCCCGGCCUCGACGGCUACAGCGCCGACGAUGAGCGACAAGAACGUUUCGGCGAAGAUCAUAACCGAUACCUGUCACAAAUCCAAAAAGAGGAAGAAGCAGACGCAAAAGCAAGACGCGAGCGACACCUCGAAAAAUUCAGCUCAAUGCUCGGACCAGAGCACGACGUAGAUCGCGGGCGCAGAAGAGAGCGGACUGGGUACGGCGUGCCAUAUAAUAACAACCCCAACAGUCCCAGCAGGAGCGUAAACGGUACCAAUACCAAUACAAACCACCACCCGCGGCCGGCAGGACACAACGCAGGAACAGGAUCGUAUCCAUCUCCUUCUCCCUCUCGCUCCCGCUACAUCAACACCCACCCCUCCUCCCAAAACAGAAACAGAAAUAGAAAUAGAAACAGAACACCCAGGACUCUAGACCGGUAUAUCGGGACCGGGACAGGCUCAUCGUCGUACAUCUCGGCUUCGCGCUCGUCUUCGUACGCUGGUAUGCGUAAGGGAACAGGGUUCCACUCCUCGUCGUAUAUCGCUCCGGUCCGACUCCUCCUCUUCCUCCUCCGCCAAGGAACGGUAGUACGAAUGCAGAGUCGAAAUGAAAUGAAAUGAAAUGCAGACUUGACGGGAGCUUUAUAAAGUCGGCCGGCUUUCAAUAUAAAGAAAUGUCGAGGUAACGAGUCGCGUUCGCGUCCUCGAGUGAUAUUAUUUUUUACGAAGAUCGAAUCAGUACCCGGUAGCCGGUCGUAUCGAACGCCGCCGCCAGGAGACGAGAACAGACCAUGGCGGAGCGGAGCUACCGUGCUGUACUAAAUAUACGGGACGGGGACGGGGACGGGCCAACAACAUGCGUGGGUAGGUAAGCACUUGUGUUGAGGCAUUGAUUUAGUGCAUGGCUGGCUGGUACCUGACCGUUAUCCGUCACCUAAAAGAGAGUUUGAACUUUAUUUUAGAUAAGUUACCAGAUAAAUCUACUGCCGUGCUUACUGUACCAACCGUAUUAUUAUUGCCGGAGCGCCGGGAAAAGGAAUGUACCAAUAGGAAAGUUCGGGUCGAAUCCGGCAAGGGGUUUGAUUGUAUGUAAAUUAACAUACCUGCAUAUAUUGGUAGCACAAAGCAAGAAAAUCUAGAAAGAAGA
This is a messenger RNA of Cadophora gregata, 2365 nucleotides long. RefSeq lists its product as uncharacterized. Bases 1 to 1839 code for a protein of 612 amino acids. The record is from RefSeq and is a predicted model, not a curated record. The transcript is spliced from 2 exons. NCBI's taxonomy places the organism in Eukaryota, Fungi, Ascomycota, Leotiomycetes, Helotiales, Ploettnerulaceae.